AGACGCUGUUGGCCACCCCGGGAUCCAAAGCUGGACGAAACCCCCCUCCUGUGCCGAAAAGCGAAAGCACCAACCCCAAGACUCCGGAUAUCCAUGCGAAUGCUUGAUCAUCAGGCCCACUUUUGCGAUGUUCAUUCUUUUUGCAUGACAGAUUUGACAAGUCCGAGUAGCUUCGCAAAAGUGCCUGCGAUCACGUCCUUCGGGUUCUAUACUCUACGUGGUCCGGGGAAGUGAUUUCCUGUCGAAGCUCAAGGCCAUGGCGAAGACUCCGGCACAGGGGCAGGCCGAAAAAAGCAUGGUCGUUGAGGCCGAUGUCAAUCCCGAUACUUUUCCGUUUUUGCACAAGGGCGAGGUGGGCGAUGAUAAAAACGGAAUUUACGGCCAUAUGAUCCGCAGUCCGGGCAAGAUCACUGAGCAACUUUGGUCGUACGGGGCGAAGAUGGUGGCCGCAGCGAAAGGUAAUUUGUUUCGCAGCAGACCGCUCCGUAUCAGUGAUGCCAUUUCCAAGGCGCAUAGCACUAAGCAAAUUAAAUCUGUUGAGACCGACCUUCGCGAAGAGAAACGCGCGACAUUAUUUCAACGCUUCGCAUGACAGAUUUCGACUUGAACUUCCAAAAUGUGUGGCUUCGCUCAUCUCUCCACCAUCGAAAUUCAGGUCGUGCUCCGGAUAUGCAGGGUUACAACCACUUUGCGAAGGGAAUGAGCGCGGCGGUCCUACCCUAUGUGAAGCAGCACAAGAUGAGCAUUUCGGAGAUCCUUGACCAGUAUUUUUUUCGUAAUCGCCUCGAUAUGCCUAUGGGAGUGCAAUCUUGAAGGCCGGGCGUGCCGUCAUAUUUUUUGCAUAUUUGAGCCCCUGCUUCGGGAAUGUUACAUAUGAUGACGUGGCGGAGUCUCUUUUGCAUUUGUGACAUUUCAUCGCAUCCCCACCUACACUCGAAUAACAGAUUCCACGAAGUAUUCCUGGCUACCGCUCCCAAUGCUGCGGAAAUCACCAAGGUGCUCAUGGACCUGUUUUUGGAGCUUAAGGAGGAGGACCCGUCCCUCGUCCUCAAGACAACCGACCUGCUGCCACACCUCCGGUCGGAGCAUAUAUCAGUUGGAAACUGGGGGUGAUUGUGUGAGCUCUUUCAUGCAUUUUGUGCAGCUGGGGCCUGGCGCUGCAAGACAAAAAGCAUGAGAGGCGCACUCUCAUCUUCCUGUUUGAAAAUCAUACAGCCUCGUGAAGAUUGCGGCCGCGAGCAAGAAAAAACUCGAGUUCGAAACUGUCCUGGACAGCGUGGUGACGAUGGCGAGUGGGAAAGGGGACAGGUUCGAGAUUAUGGAAAAGGUGAAUGUGGCUUUCAACAAUUCGCACAAGUUUAUGCGGAUCAAUUUCGACACGCUGAAGGAACAGCUCAACACGAUCCCCGCGGCCGACCGUUUGAAGCUGUCCUACUACACGGCUUUUUACGAGAAUUGCAAAAGAUUUCGAGUGGUGCCGACCAACUUCUUCUACAAAAAAUAUGUUUUGCGGGAUACCGAGGUGGAACUGCCAGUAUAUGCAUUGGAAAAACGAAAUCUUUGGGAGUUUGUCAUGCGUGUUUUCGUUGUGAUGCGCUUUGAUCCGCAGGCUGUCAUGCAGGGUUUGCAAGUCUUCGUAGACUCCUUGCACAAACGCCAUGACAAACUCCUCCGGGUUUCGUUUUUCAUCGCAUAUUGGUGACGACCAUGGCAUCGACUGCUUGAAGAACUUGAUUUCCAAAAUGACCAAGUGGGACACUUCUCUUUCCAAUUCCGGCAGCUCCUUCGACGUGUAUAGACUAUGUUUUUGCCUCUGGUUUUAGUAGUGCGCAUGUCUGCCUGUGGAGUUGGCUUCAUUCCUCGAUGUUGAGAUGAUUUGCAUGCAGAAGGACCGCCUAUUUUGCGCGCAACAGGGCAGGCUCUGUUGCUUGUUUUCCAAAUGUCAGUGUGCACGCGCCCCCAUCUUGGAUGGGAGGCGGGGCGGCAUCACGUUGCUUGAAAUGCAUUUCAACAACUGACCAGGUUCACCUUCGCCAAGAAGAUGGAGCGCGCGCACAAUUCCCUGCAGGACGACAUCGACCACGCGAACGCGGAAUUGCAGAAGAAAAACGACUUUCUCUACGCACUUCUGGAGUCGGCCGAUGUGCAGGCGGUCGAGGACAUGUGGACGGAGGGUGGCGACUACGACGAGACCCGGAAGGAGUUUCUCGAUUUUGUCAAAUCUAACGAUUAUUCGGAUAUGCGGUCCCAGUUUCAGUACGGAAUGGACGGGUCGCCCAUCAAGAACUACAUCAACAACAUGAUCAAGGACUCCGAAACUCUGAAAACCGAGGAAGAAGCGAAGGCGGCGUUGCAGCUGCUGCAGAAAAUGAAGGAUCAGGACACCCUCGAUAACAGUACUUCUUUUUGCUUUUGUACCUAGCGUGUCGCCUACCCUUUUAGCUACGCAGCACUUGUUUCGCAUGACAAACUGCCACUUGCUUCGUUUCCUACCUUGCGUUGUCAUCGCAAUUCCCAAUAUCAAAAUGCAUCACAGGCAACGACAUGGUGAAAAAAACGAUUUCGGAUCUGAAGCGAAUGCACUUCCUCCUCCCGGCGGCGGAGCGGGCGAAGUUUCAGGCCUUGGACGAGCAUUGCGCAGCGACGGCGGCGGAGAAGGCCCUGGAGGCCAGGCGCAGGAAAGGUCGUGGAAAGCUUGGAGCCUUGUGACGGUCUUCUGCGAACGAACUAGACAAGAACUUUUACUAACAUUUGAACGCGAUCAAAUACACGAUGCGAAAAACUGAUGGACUGUGACCGAACCGAUGGACAGCGAUUGGCCGGACACUGCGAAACUUUCUCUGACUUCAAAAUGAACUGCGCAAGGGGAUUUU
This is a messenger RNA of Amoebophrya sp. A120, 2873 nucleotides long. NCBI's taxonomy places the organism in Eukaryota, Dinophyceae, Syndiniales, Amoebophryaceae. The record is from the annotation of a GenBank genome assembly.